UCAACAUGAAGGAGUCUUCAAGAAUGCUGAGUCAUGAAGUGUCAUUCAGCAACUUUCAAUUGCAACUUCAUUCAUAUUUUUACAAAGAUUUUCAAAAGUGGAUCUUGAACAACAAAUCUAUUCCAUCUUUAAGUUUUAAUACAAUAACAUUUGGUCUUCUAACAGUGGAUGAAGAGUUAUAUUAUAUUGUUGUAGAUGAUCCUUUCUCCAGCUUGGUUCAUAAUGUAUGAGGUUCUUGAAGAAUCAGCGAGUUGAAAUCAUCCAUCCCAUUUAUUAAGACCAAAAUGCAGCACUGUUAGACACUAUUUUUAUAUGUUGUCUCGUAAAGAAACAUGGCGAUGGACCAGUUUCUGAUUCCUUUUAUCGAUUUUUAUCUAAGCUACGCCUUAAAGAGGGCGUUCCCUAGUGUAGCAGUAACAAUACAUGAAGUCACCUUUAAAAUUAAUCCCAUUGGAACAUUUCAGUGAGACGGGACGCCGUUUGUAGUCUGAACAAACAUUUCUCUUUUUUAUUUGUCACUUUCUGGUCUUAUAUAUCAAUACAUCACAGUGCCACCUACUGGCAGCACCAAUUUCUUUUAAAGAAAGUUAUUACAGGGAAAAGUACAUGCAUAUUUAUGAAAGUAAUAUCUUGCAUUCUUUUUGUGGGAGUGGAAUAAAAAGCUAUCUGGUUCUCAUUUUCUUUAGAGAUAUUAUCAUAAUUUUUAAACAAAUGUUUUCUUCUCGAGGUAGAGAGGAAGAAAAUUGAUGUCAGAGAUCUUGCAGUUCACCCAUUUUCCCCUCCAGGUCCGACCAGGUCCGUUUACCAGUUUCAGGACUCGACUAAAAUCCCAGUGUUGUUAAAUUGAGAAAUAAUGAGCUCUGGUUAAAUACUCAUUUUAUGUAGAAAAUGAUCAAAUGUUACAUGUCAUACUAAUGGGACAGAUAAAGAAUGACAUUCACCGUCCAGCGCCGGACUCCACUUUAGCUGUGACACCAAGUGAAGCAAAGAUUAUAACACAAGUUGUGUUUUAUUUUCUCCUCAUUCUGCUCCCUCUCUAAGGUGUUGGCCUGCCUUCCUCAGAUUUUUUUAUGUGUGACUGUCACCAGUCUUAAAUGUUACAGUUAUGCAGCUGAGUGCGCGUGAGCAGAUAAACCAGAUAGAGAAAAGACAAAGAGUCCUUUUGUCCAUUACAAAAUGUUCCUUAUGAAUUUUUUGUAACAUUUCUUAUCUAUAAAAUCACAAGAUUCAUAGUUUCUUUUACAAAAGACAUUUUAGUUCCAUUAGUCUUUUUGUUUAACACAAAGUAGUGUAAGGGCUUUUUUCUAUUUUUUUGUAUUUAUGUUUGUCCUUAAUUUGAUCUUUGUUUUAACAUUUGCUCCACUUUACAUCAAACUACCUUUUAGCCAAGUUUACUAUCGUUUUCCCUUGAGCAAAACUCACUGCAAGCUUGUGCACUGCAGAAACAGUUCACAGGCUUAUUUUUAGUCUAGUCUAGUUUGUAGCGCAAAUCUCUCAAUUCACUUGAGAUAAGGCAAAGCUAACUAACAAAUAACUUUUCAGCAAAAUAGAGGAGCUGCUAGUUUUAAGUCAACUUCUUAUUAUUGAUGAAAAAGUUCAUGUUUCAUUGGCUAAUUAUUCAAGUUAUAAGAAACGGGAUGUUUGAUUUUUAGUAAAAUAAUCUGUCAAAGGAACAAGAACGUUUUUCAAGUUUCUUUAGAAUGAUGAGAUGUUACAUUUCCUCAGAUGACGGCGCAGAUCAGUGUCCGUGUUGUGAUUGGACAGAUCGGUGUCCCUCCUGUGAUUGGUGGCUUCCUGUCCAGCAGGAAGUUGUGAACAGAGUUUAAAAGCUGCUGCAAGACUGCAGACGUUCACAGGAAGCUGGACCAGCAAUGGCUCUGCUGAAGGUUCUGCUGCUGCUGCUGGUGUGGCUGGGUGUUUCAGUGAACUCAGUUGUGUCUCUGCAGAAGAGAAUCAUUGGAGGUCAUGACUGCGAUGACAAGGAGCGUCUUUAUCAUGUUCGACUGGAGAGAAGCAACGGGCAGAGAAGGCCCCGCUGUGGAGCAUCUCUGAUCCACCCUGAGUGGAUCUUGACUGCAGCUCACUGCUUUAAGUCGGAGACAGGGUGGUAUAACGUAGCAAUGUUAAAAGUUCAUCCACGGACUGCUACACAGCAGGAACAGGUAAUCGUGUACGAUCCUGUCAUUUAUGCCGACCACUUACCGAGGCACGACAUCAUGUUGCUGAAGCUUCGGAGACAAGUAACAGAUGUCCCACCUGUUCAGCUUCCAAAUUGCGACAAUCGUCUUAAAAUAGGCGACACAGUUCAGCUGGCAGGAGAGGGAGGAACGAUGACCGGCCCCAAUAACGAGCGAAUAAGAAGACCUAAUGUUUCACCACGUCUUCAGUGUGUCGACAUGCAAGUUGUUGAUGUUUCCCGCAUCGAGCCGAGAAGUGGGCAUGUGUUCAAAACCGCAGCACCAAACAAGGAUAUAUGUCUUGGUGACUCUGGUUCAGGAGUGAUCUUCAACGACAUGAUUUAUGGCGUCAUUUCUCAAGGUGCAAUAGACUGUGCAUGUCAGGAUCCAACUUUUAUCAUGGAUGUCUGUGAAUACAUGGAUUGGAUAAAACAAACAACUGGUCUUAAAUAAAACCAAAACUAUCAUGAAAUUAAAUUCUCAUCAAAUUUCCUCUCAGAUAUAAUUUUAUAGCCGUGUCUUCAUCAGUUUGUCUCACAGGUUUGUAGAAUUAGGAUGAAUUAAUAGUUUAGUUUUUUUCUCACUUGACCUUGACCUCCCUAAUGGAGCUUUCUCUUUCUCAGAAAUGAAAACUAAAUCAAUAAAUGAAAAUAAAGAAACA
Molecule: messenger RNA, 2838 nt
Organism: Xiphophorus hellerii (green swordtail)
Lineage: Eukaryota; Metazoa; Chordata; Actinopteri; Cyprinodontiformes; Poeciliidae
Product: kallikrein 1-related peptidase b27-like
Exons: 6
Coding region: 1872-2630 (252 amino acids)
Biological process (GO): proteolysis
Molecular function (GO): serine-type endopeptidase activity
Source: RefSeq, a predicted model, not a curated record